GGCGAGGAGCGGACGCCGCUGGCCAGGAUGGUGCUGGAGAACGUGGCCCGCAUCGUGAAGGUGCAGCUCCCUGCGUAUCUUAAGCGGCUCCCAGUCCCUGAGAGCAUUACCGGGUUCGCCCGGCUCACAGUUUCAGAAUGGCUUCGGUUAUUGCCCUUCCUUGGUGUACUUGCACUACUUGGCUACCUUGCGGUUCGUCCAUUUCUCCCGAAGAAAAAGCAACAGAAGGAUAGCUUGAUUAAUCUUAAAAUACAAAAGGAAAAUCCCAAAGUAGUGAAUGAGAUAAACAUUGAAGAUCUGUGUCUUACUAAAGCAGCUUAUUGUAGAUGUUGGCGUUCUAAGACGUUUCCUGCCUGUGAUGGUUCACAUAAUAAACACAAUGAAUUGACAGGAGAUAAUGUGGAUCCACUAAUACUGAAGAAGAAGGAAGUAUAA
Messenger RNA from Eubalaena glacialis (North Atlantic right whale), 435 nucleotides. Its product is annotated as CDGSH iron-sulfur domain-containing protein 2-like. Lineage: Eukaryota; Metazoa; Chordata; Mammalia; Artiodactyla; Balaenidae. Gene Ontology annotation, molecular function: 2 iron, 2 sulfur cluster binding. Gene Ontology annotation, biological process: regulation of autophagy; autophagy of mitochondrion. Gene Ontology annotation, cellular component: intracellular membrane-bounded organelle; mitochondrial outer membrane. Bases 28 to 435 code for a protein of 135 amino acids. The record is from RefSeq and is a predicted model, not a curated record. The transcript is spliced from 2 exons.